Molecule: messenger RNA, 2616 nt
Organism: Funneliformis mosseae
Lineage: Eukaryota; Fungi; Glomeromycota; Glomeromycetes; Glomerales; Glomeraceae
Source: the annotation of a GenBank genome assembly
AUGACUACCUCAGUAAAGGAUAGACCAGACUUGACGUUUGAUAACCAGCAAGGCGAACAAGGAUUUUGUGCCUUUAUCAGAGGGCUUCCGCAGAAAUCGAAUAACACUAUACGAUUAUUCGAGAGAAGUAAUGGGGAUUAUUAUAGUAUUCAUGGAGAUGAUGCUUUGUAUGUCGCACGAGAUUUUUAUAAAACUUCCUCUGUGAUUAAAUACUUGGGCGGUGAUAUGAAUAAGGGAAUUCCUAGUUGCACGUUAUCACGUUUGGCAUGCGACACAUUUUUACGUGAUGCUUUAUUAAAUAAACAAAUGAGAAUUGAGAUUUGGGUUCAAGGAUUAAAGGGUCAAUGGAAAUUAGUUAAGAAUGCUUCUCCAGGAAAUAUUCAGGCAUUUGAAGAUCAUUUAUUCUCUGAUGUUGAAAUUUCAGCCUCCCCUAUAGUAUUAUCAGUUAAAUUAGGAAUGCAAAAAGAACAAAAGAUCGUUGGUGUUUCCUUUGCCGACACAACAAUAAGAGAAUUAGGUGUGUCAGAAUUUAUUGACAAUGAAUCGUUUUCAAAUUUUGAGUCUUUACUUAUUCAACUUGGAGUGAAAGAAUGUGUGAUUCCCUUAGACGAAAAAGAUUAUGAUUUAUUAAAAUUAAGGGAUAUCAUUGAAAGAUGUGAUUUUACAACCAAGGAUAUUGAACAAGACCUUAAUCGCUUGCUGGGUGAUGAUAUAUCUGUGGUGACUCUUCCCGAAUUUGAGAUGAAGCAUGCUAUGGCUUCCUGCGCAAGUCUUAUUAAAUAUCUAUCGCUUAUGACCGAUGAAAAUAAUCUUGGCCAUUACAUUUUGAGACAUCAUGAUUUGUCACAAUAUAUGAAAUUAGAUACUCCAGCUUUAAAAGCAUUGAAUUUGAUGCCAAAUACCCAAGAAGAACUAAGACAAUCAUUGGUAGAAAUCUUGGUGGAGGAUACGGAACUUAGACUAUCUAUACGGGAAGAACAUUUGAAAAACGUUCCUGACCUUCAUCGCUUAGCAAAACGAUUCCAAAAGAGAAUAGCAUCGUUACAAGAUGUUAUACGCGUCUAUCAAGUAGUAUUAAAGCUUCCCAAGUUGAUUGAAGCUUUAGAAUUGUUUGAUUCCAUGAAUGACUCUAACAAAGAACUUAUUGAUGAAAUAUAUAAUAUAAAACUCAAAGAACAUUACGGUGAACUUGAAAAGUAUCAAGAGAUGGUUGAAACUACAAUUGAUUUGGAAGCCGCAGAUCAUCAUCAUUUUAUGAUUAAGGCUGAUUUCAAUCCGGAGUUAAAGGGAAUCCAAGAUAAAAUUAACAAAGUCAAAGAGGAAAUGGAUGAAGAAUAUGAAAAGGCAAGAUCUUUUACAAAUCUAUCAUUAUUACAAGAUGAUUGGAUAUUAAUAUUAUCUGAUGCAACUUGUAUCCGUGGAAAAAAACAAUAUCUUGAACUUGCUACGCAGCGUAAUGGCGUAUUUUUUACAACCACUAAAUUAAGACAACUGAGUACAUCGUAUUUUGAUAGUUUAGAUAUAUAUGAAAAGGAGCAAAGUUUAUUAGUCAAAGAAGUCAUUGAUAUAGCAGCAUCUUAUUGUCCUACUUUGGAAACUUUGAAUGGAUUAUUGGCUCAUCUUGAUGUCAUAGUUAGUUUUGCACACGUUUCGGUUCACGCGCCAAUACCAUACGUUCGUCCCAAAAUGUAUAAUAAAGGUGUAGGAGAUGUUGUAUUGAAAAAUGCACGUCAUCCUUGUUUAGAAGUGCAAGAUGAUGUUUCAUUUAUACCAAAUGAUGUUAGCUUAAUAAGAGGUCAACAUGAAUUUUUAAUUAUUACGGGACCAAAUAUGGGAGGAAAAUCAACUUAUAUCCGCCAAAUUGGUGUUAUCGCUUUGAUGGCGCAAGUUGGUUGUUUUGUCCCUUGUACUGAAGCAAGUCUUUGUAUAUUUGAUUGCGUUCUUGCAAGAGUUGGCGCCGGUGAUAGUCAACUUAAGGGUGUCUCUACAUUUAUGGCGGAAAUGUUGGAAACGGCAAAUAUUCUAAAGACGGCAACCCCAAAUUCUUUGAUAAUUAUCGAUGAACUUGGAAGAGGAACAAGCACUUAUGAUGGAUUUGGUUUAGCUUGGGCAAUUUCAGAAUAUAUUUCGACGCAUAUUCGAUGUUUUUGUAUGUUUGCGACGCAUUUUCAUGAAUUAACAACAUUGAGUGAAGAAGUUCCUUAUGUAUGUAAUUUACACGUCACGGCACAUAUUGGGUCAAACUCUUCGGGUGGACGAGAUAUUACAUUAUUGUAUAAAGUCAAUGAAGGUGUUUGUGAUGAAAGUUUUGGUAUUCAUGUUGCGGAAUUGGCAAAUUUUCCUGAUACCGUUGUUAAGCUUGCAAGAAGAAAAGAGAAGCAACUGGAAGAGGUUACCAAACACGAAGAAAAGGACGAUAAAGAAAAAUUCUCUAAAGAAGUUAUCGAGAAAGGAAGUACUAUUAUUGAAGAAUUUUUUAAAGAAAUAGCAAAUACUCCUGAUAUAGAUUUCAUGGAUUAUAAAUCAAUAUUGGAACGUAUUUCUACGGUUAAAAACCAAUAUCAAGAAAAAAUCGAGAAUAAUUCGUGGUGUCAGGAGGUUAUCUCCAGAUUUUGA